AUGAUGAGCUCAAACUAUUGGAGUGAGAUGAGCAGCAGCAGCUGUGGGACUCAGCAGUCCCCAGAAGUGCUGCAGUGCCAGCCCAAGCAUUACCACUGCUACCAUCAGUCAAGCCAAGCCCAGCAGCCUCCAGAAAAAAAUGUAGUGUAUGAGCGAGUGAGGACCUACAGUGGGCCCAUGAACAAGGUGGUUGAGGCCUUGGACUCCAUCGGCUCACAGGAAGUGUUCUCCCCUCUCAAAACUGCCUCCUCCUACCAAAGCUUUCUUUGGAGCGACCGUUCCCAGGAACUUCAUUCUCCAACUCUGAAAAUAUCUACUUGUGCCCCAAGCACUCUACAUAUAACCCCAAAUACUGAACAGGAACUCCAUUCUCCAACAGUGAAAGUCACUACAUAUCCUCAGACCACUAUCAGGCAAUAUGUAGUGCAAAAUCCUGAACAGGAACCACUGUCGCCAUUCCUAAGAGGAGGCCAUUUCUUUCCAGGAAAUAAUGUUAUUUAUGAAAAAACCAUAAGAAAAGUGGAGAAGCUAAAUACGGAUCAGGAAUGUUAUCCUCAGGUUCAGUGCCAUCAUAACAUUGUCCAACAGCCCCAGAUCUUCCACUCUCUACACUGUCAACAAUCCCACUGUAGCCAGCAAAUCCAAACCAUCACAGGAAGUGAUUCAAUUUCUACAAACACUGGAAUUGAACUGUGUCAUAGUCACUCAAACCAUACACAUGAGCAGGUGAUAAUUCAGGAUGAUGGCCCUGAAAAAUUGGACCCCAAAUAUUUUGGAGAGUUGCUUGCUGAUCUAAGCCGUAAAAAUAUGAAUCUAUAUCACUGCUUAUUAGAACAUUUGCAGAGAAUUGGAGGAAGCAAACAGGACUUUGAGUCUAUAGAUGAGUCAGAAGACAUUGAAUCGUUGAUUCCUAAAGGAUUGUCAGAAUUUACAAAACAGCAAAUUCGCUAUAUUCUGCAGAUGAGGGAUAUGUCUGAUAAAUCACUCCGGCUAGUGCUGUCCACAUUCAGCAACAUACGGGAGGAGCUUGGACAUCUUCAGAAUGACUUGACAUCACUGGAAAAUGACAAGAUAAGACUUGAGAAAGACUUGGCAUUCAAAGAAACUCAAAUAAAAGAGUAUGAAGAACUCUUAGCAUCAGUGAGAGCAAAUAAUCACCAGCAGCAGAAAGGACUUCAAGACUCAACCUCAAAAUGCCAAGCAUUGGAAGAAAACAAUCUUUCUCUUCGGCAUACACUAUCAGACAUAGAAUAUAAACUAAAAGAACUGGAAUACUGUAAGCGUAAUUUAGAGCAAGAUAAUACAAAUCUUAGAGUGCAGCUUUUGGAGACUUGCACAGGCCCGAUGCUGCAGGCUAAAAUGGAUGAGAUUGGCAACCAUUACAUGGAGAUGGUAAAAAACUUAAGAAUGGAGAAAGAUAGAGAGAUCUGCAAACUAAGGACUCAAUUAAAUCAGUGCCAAAAAGAUGUUUCAAGAAGAGAAGGAAGUUGCAGUGACUUCCAAUUCAAGAUUCAUGAACUGACAAGCUUGCUGGAAGAGAAGGAUUCCCUUAUAAAGCGUCAAUCAGAGGAACUCUGGAAGUUGAGACAAGAAAUAUAUUCAUCUCAUAACCAACCCUCCAAUGAUGGAAGGACAACAGUUACCACUAGAAAGUAA
This is a messenger RNA of Mesoplodon densirostris (Blainville's beaked whale), 1656 nucleotides long. RefSeq names its product POF1B actin binding protein (gene POF1B). NCBI's taxonomy places the organism in Eukaryota, Metazoa, Chordata, Mammalia, Artiodactyla, Ziphiidae. The record is from RefSeq and is a predicted model, not a curated record. Gene Ontology annotation, biological process: actin filament organization; bicellular tight junction assembly; epithelial cell morphogenesis. Gene Ontology annotation, molecular function: actin filament binding. The coding region runs from base 1 to 1656 and encodes 551 amino acids. The transcript has 14 exons. Gene Ontology annotation, cellular component: actin filament; bicellular tight junction; adherens junction.